Entamoeba dispar SAW760 is the source of this 3126-nucleotide messenger RNA. Its product is annotated as serine-threonine protein kinase, putative. Bases 1 to 3126 code for a protein of 1041 amino acids. The transcript has a single exon. NCBI's taxonomy places the organism in Eukaryota, Evosea, Mastigamoebida, Endamoebidae. Gene Ontology annotation, molecular function: ATP binding; protein kinase activity. The record is from RefSeq and is a predicted model, not a curated record. Gene Ontology annotation, biological process: protein phosphorylation.
AUGAUUGUGCUGAUAUUAUUUCAGUUAUUCUGUAUUGUUUUUAGUCAGUACAAUUGUUCUCUUGGAUGUGGUAGUGCCUCAAAUUGUAUUGCAGAAUAUACAUGUCCUAUAUGUUUAGAAGGAUAUGAACAAGAUGGGUCGUGUCUUUAUUGUGAUAACGACAAUCUUGAUUCAACGUCAACAACUCUUAAUGUAAUGACCGUAAAUGGGUGUGAAAAACGAGCGUUAGUACAUGACGGUGAUAAUAUACCAACAAACGUAAUAGAGUUAAAAUUAGAUGAAAGUUAUACUUAUGUUUUUAAUAAAGAUAAACCAUAUAGAAAAACCCCUUGUGGUCAUGGAGGUUAUGUUCAAGGAUUUUGGGUUAAAUUUGAUUCUAAAGCAAUGGAAAAUGACACUAUUUAUUUAAAUUUUACAGUAACUGAUCUUAAUGGAGAAGAAGAUUCUUUUGAUUAUACUAUGACCAUUAAUAUUAUUUCACAACAUCUUGGAAAUAAAUUAUGUGUUGGAUAUUCUAGUUUAGGUAGUGUAUCAUAUCCUCAUUUCCAAAUGCCAAAACAAAUGUUUAUGAAUGACGAUACAAUGUAUUAUUAUUUCUUCUCUCUACCAGAAGAACUUGAUUUAAUAUUUUCAUUUUCAUUUACUGAAAACCCAACAGAACGAGUAAGAUAUUAUAUUGCAGGAGAUACUCUUGAAAUGCUUGCUGAAGUUAAACGUACAGGAACUGUUCAAUUACCAUUAGCAUCAGAAGGAUAUUUUGGAUAUCCUGUUUGUAUGCCACAUAUUUUUGGUAAAAUGAUUGAUUUAGAAUAUGAAUUUAAUAUUAGUGCUGUAAUGUUAAUGACAACCAAACGAUAUAAUAGAGUACUUUAUGUUGAAGAAUAUGAUUGGGAUGAAAAUGAAGAUAAGCAGUGUGUUCAAUUUUGGAAUUAUGUUAAUGUAAAUGGAAAUACUGGAAUUUAUCUUCUUGUUCAACCAUCACACAGAGUUAGAAAAUUUACUUUUAUUACUCAAGAACAUAAUUUGGAUAUAUUUGUAUCAUUAAGAGUUAUUUGUCCAAGUAAUUGUCAUAAUGAUAUUGGAAAUGGAUAUUGUUCAAUAUCUGAAGAAAAAUGUAUUUGUAAAGAAGGAUAUGGUGGAAGUGAUUGUCAUUUAUUAUGUUAUUAUAAUGACCAAUGGCAGCCAAGUACUAAUAAAGGAGAUAAUCAAUGUUAUUUUGGAAGUUCUUAUUGUUCUGAAAAUUGUUCAUGUAUAGAUGGAUACACAUUAGUUAAUCAUAGAUGUAUUUCUUAUAAUUGUACAUCAAGAAUUAAAGACGAAACAAUAGAUUGUUUUGAUGGUGAUUUAAAUUGUGAUAUAGAUUGUAAAUGUAAAUCUGGGUAUAAAUUAUUUAAUGAAAAAUGUAUUCUUGAAACAUGUGGAAAUGGUAUGAGAGAUGAAGGAGAAGAUUGUGAUGGAGGAGAAUAUUGUAAUGAAUAUUGUAAAUGUGAAAGUAGUAAAUAUAUUCCAUCUUCUAGUAUUCAACAAUCAUGUCAACCAAAAUUAUCAUCAGGAACAAUUGCAGGAAUAGUUUGUGGAUGUUGUGUUAUUUUAUUAAUUAUAAUUCUCAUAAUUAUUGGAUUUAUUAUUUAUAAAUUCUCACAUUCUAUUCAAUUACUUCUUAAUGAUGAUACAUGGAAAAAUCAACAACCUCCAUAUUACAUGUAUAUUAGUGGAUCAAAAAGAUAUUCACCUGAAUUAAGUAAAAAUCUUAAAUUUUCAAUUUCACCAUUAAGUCUUGAUUUUGGUCGUUCAGAAAUUCCAACAGAAAUAUUUGAAACAAGGUACCAAGAAAUACAUGUAAAGAAUUUAUCAAAAAGGAAAGAUAUGAUGAUUAUUUUUCAUACACCAAAUAAUCCUAAAUAUGUUUUUCAUUUUAAUCCUCAAGUAAAAAUUCUUGGUCCAAGAAGAAGUAAAGAUAUUGUUGUUUUUAUGACUCUUCAUUGCACCACAAAAAUAAAAAAUGUAUGUAUUCCUUAUACUGUUUGGUUUAGUAAUUCAAGAAGACAUCUUCAUAAAGUUGCUGAUUUAUUAAAAGAAAAAACAUUUAAUGAUUGGAACCAAAGUGAUCAAUUACAAAUGGAAAAAGAAUUAAAAAAUAUUCCUCUUCAUUGUCAUGGUAAUUUUGUUAUUGCUACUGAAGCUGCAUCUUCUACUCAUAUUGAUAUGGAUGAAUUAAAUAUAUCAGAAGAACCAAUUGCAGAAGGAGCUAUGGGAAGAGUAUUUAUUGGAGAAUAUCGUAGUGUUCCAGUAGCAAUUAAAAUUUUUAGAUGGGAAAAUUUAACAGAAGAAGAAAUGAAUGAUUUAAAGAAUGAAGUAAUAAAUGAAUGUGAAGUAAUGAGUAAAUUAAGAAAUCCAUUUAUAGCGAAUUAUAUAGGAUCAGUGACAUAUAUACCACAAAUAUCAAUGGUUACACAAUUUUUUGUUUUAGGAUCAUUAGGAGAAUAUUUAAGAAAAAAUAAGUCAAAUUAUUUAAGAUUACCAUAUAAAUUAAAAAUUAGAAUGUUAUUUGAUACUGCUAGAGGAAUGGAAUUUUUACAUGAAAAUAGAAUUAUGCAUUUAGAUCUUAAACCUGAUAAUCUUUUAGUUAAUUCUUUAUAUACUGAUUCAAGUUGUUGUAUUAAAAUUACUGAUUUUGGUACUUCAAGAUUUACUAAAAAAACUAAUAAAUUAACAGAUAAAGGACUUGGUACACCAAUUUAUCUUGCUCCAGAAUGUUAUCAUGAUCAUUAUACAUUUUCAGGAGAUGUUUAUUCAUUUGCAAUUACUGCAUGGGAAAUAUUUUAUCAAGAUGAACCUUAUAAAGAUUUUAAAUCUUUAUUUGAUAUUAAAAGAUUUGUUGAAAAUGGAGAAAGACUUAAAAUUGAUAAUAAAAUGCCACAACCAUUAAAAACUUUAAUUACUGAAUGUUGGGCACAUUCAUUUGAAGAUCGUCCUCAAUUUUCUGAAGUUUGUGAUAAAAUGGUAAAUGUUAUUGAAAAUGUUGGUGAACAUUUAGAGUUAGAUGAAGGAAUAGAUAUGAAUACUAUAGAACAAUUUAUCCAACAAAGAAAUGAAAAAUUUGAAUCAUUUAAAUCAAAUUUAUAA